Hemibagrus wyckioides is the source of this 3426-nucleotide messenger RNA. RefSeq names its product arginine vasopressin induced 1 (gene avpi1). The coding region runs from base 196 to 729 and encodes 177 amino acids. The transcript has 3 exons. The record is from RefSeq and is a predicted model, not a curated record. NCBI's taxonomy places the organism in Eukaryota, Metazoa, Chordata, Actinopteri, Siluriformes, Bagridae.
GCGGAAGAAAUGUGGAGUGAAAAACUGAUCCGCUGACACAAAGGACCGAGAAACACUAAAACAAACACACACACUCACUCAGCCCGGGUUUAAACAUUCCCAAACUCUGUAAUACAAGAGGAUUUAAAAUUCCAGGCGAUUCCGGAUGGAGUGAAGAGGAUAACACCAGGGCUCGGGACACUAAACGAGCUGCAGAUGGAGGAGGUCGGAGUCAGCGCUGCCGCAGUGCUGCCCGGAGCACUACCCGGAGCGCCUCAGCCCACCUUCUGUCGAACCUCCACCUCCGAGCGCCGUAUGCGCAAAUCCGGCUCGGCCAACAUCUUCCAGGGGGUGAACCUGCGCCAGCUCCGGCGCCUCUUCCACUCGGCCGGGGAACCGGACGCCGAGCAGAAAGCCAGGCAGGUCUGGAGGAACCGGAGAAGAGCCGACGGAGACGAGGAGGACGGGGACGGAGACGAGGUCUCGGACGAGGAGGAGGAGGAUGAAGGGCUGGCACAGGCACUGGUGGGGCUCCGGGUGAGGGCGAGGACGCGCAGCGGGAUACGAGCAGAGACCGGCAGAGGGGUCCGGGCGUUCGGGCACAGCAGAGCGAACGAGCGGACGCCAUCCGAGAUCCCGGCCGACGACGAUGCUAAGUCACGUGACCCGGCGGAGGAGGAAGACACGCGGGUGAUGUGGAGCCGGGAUGAGAAAGAUCCGGAACGCUACCUGCACCGGAUACGGCACUGACGCCACAAACUACACAGACGACACCAUGAAGUAGCUGCAACACUAUAAACUCAACCCCAGCCGCCACCAGGGAGCUGAAAUGUGAACACUAGGAUGGAGAGACACUACAGAGCUGCUGCUCACGUGUGUUUAGCGCAAAGCUGCUGCUGCUGCUGAGGCGAAUUAUCGAAGAAACACGACACGCUCCACACUACAAUCCCGAAACCCUCACUGCAUUACUAUGCCACAGACACAUGUUAACGUGACGUCACGUAACAACCUACACUACAGGAAGCUGGAAGACGGAGAGAAAACAAAUCCAGGUCCAAAUUCAUCUAGAGGUUUAAAUGCUGCUGAAACAAUCCUAGCAGAAACAGCACGGUUUCAGCACUUCGGUGCUUGGACCCUUAACGACCCGGAAACAACGUCUACCUCUGUACACCACGUCCCACAAAAAUAAUCUAUAUUUCACAAUCUUCGACUUCGAUUUGGAAUCUUCUAGAAGAUUGUAUACCUCAGGAAAUGUCAAAUUAGGAAAGAAAAAUGUUUUCCGGUCCCGUGUCAUGCUGUUACGAGCAUUAUUAUUAAAAUAACGUGUUGCUACAGAAUAUUUUCACACGUUAUUAUGAUCUGGUCCUGAGUCUGCUCUGUUCUGCUGUUUACUGAAGCGACGGGUUUUUUCCCGCAGCACAAUGUUCCCUCUACAAGUCGAAGGAACGUCCUAUUGAGGCUGUUUCGCGUAUGAGAGUCUUCGAGAGUUAGCGGUAUUGCGAUGAACACACCGCGCGGCGUACGGCUCUGAUAUCUGCACACGUCUGAGAGCACACGUCUGAUUCAGUUCAGAGAAACACUCUGUGAGAAGUGAUGCUCGGUUUGAGCAACAAACAAACAAAAACACAACAAAACAAACUUCAUUACGUCAUUAAAGCGUCUCCGUGUGGACACUAGGCCCUGCUAGUACUUGAGAUUCACGUCGUCUUCUUCUGUAGCAUGCUAGCAAUAUACGCUCCAGCGUCCAGUGAUGGUGAUUAAUAUGCAUUGAAGAGCAAACGGCUCGUUCUUCCACAUCGAUGUGUUUUAUCACUGAGAACAAUCAAUACACUCUGAGGAGGAGGAGGAGCAGGAGGAGGAGGAGGAAGAAGAGUAGUGGAGCGUAGAGAAAUAAUAUUUAGCUACACUAGGUUUUUUUUUUUUGCUCCACUGUGGACUGAACUCUAAACACAUGAACGUCACACUAACAGGACAGGUAGCCGGCUGGAUUCUCCGGGAGUUCUUCUGGAGUUCUUCAGGUGGUUCCCGAGAACAAGAACUCUUUCAGGAUGUUAAAUGGACCUAGGUUUAUUUGUGCUGAUGCCCAGUGUGUACGGUAGCUAACAUGUUUUAAGGAAUCAUCAUUUUGGCCCCAGUGGAUUGUGGGUAAUCCUCAAGGCUACGUCAUUAGUCCACUAUUGUUUUCUAAGCCUUUGUAGCAAACUCAAUUACAGGCAACACUAAGAGGACAAAAACUAAACUACACUACAGCACUCUGGGUCACGAAGUGAUGUACACCCAUCAGCCAUAACAUUAUGACCACCUGCCUAAUAUGUGUCGGUCCCCCUUCUGCUGCUAAAACAGCCCUGACCUGUCGAGGCAUGGACUCUACUAGAUCCAGAACGUGUGCUGUGGCACCAAGAUCUUAGCAGCAGAUCCUUUAAGUCCUGUAAGUAAGCCUCCACGGGCCCAACAUCACAGCUUAAAGGACACUUUUGAUAGAUACUGACCACUGCAGACCGGGAACACCCCACAAGAGCUGCAGUUUUGGAGAUGCUCUGAUCCAGUGGUCUAGCCAUCACAAUUUGGCCCUUCAUCAAACUCAAAGCUCAAAUCCUUACUCUUGUCCAUUUUUCCUGCUUCUAACAUCAACUUUGAGGACAAAAUGUUGACUUGCUGCCUAAUAUAUCCCACCCACUAACAGGUACCAUGAUGAGGAGAUACUCAGUCUUAUUCACUUCACCUGGUCAUAAUGUUAUGGCUGAUAGGUGUAUAUAGAUAUUAACGUGUGAUUCAUUCAUACAUCUGAUAUUAGAGUGAAAAUUAUUGUUAGAAAAGUGAGUUUUUUUAUACAGAUCCAGUGUUUAAGCCAUAAUCGUCCAUGAACAGAAACACUCUGUAUCACGACACUGCACUUCACUUCUUUUCUGUAUUUUCUAUGUCUCUGUUCUCUCUAGCUGCACUACACCUGUAAGAUAUUGUGUUGUGUUUUUGUGUCCAGUUGUGAUUUGUGAAAUUAAAACAGAAACAAACAAGGAACUACUUCCUGUUCCGGUGUUACAGCGUAUAUAUUUUCUGGCUAAAUUACAUUACAUACAAAUUUAUACAGUGCAUUGCACAUCGCCGUGACGUCGUUAAGGUCAGUUUCUCUGACUCGCUGCAGUAAACAAUGUCAGUUAAAAAAAACAAACAAACAAACAAAAACGUUUCAAAAAGAAUGGCGGGGGGGGAGCACUCCAGUGUUUCUGCACAUGCUCAGUUGGGAUCAGACAGCUGCAUGAGCAAGAUACAGGGAAAAUACAGAGAGACAAUUGAAAUGAAAUGUAGGCGGGGCUUGCAAAGGUGUUAAAAUGACACCAAUAAAUGUGAGAAAGGGAGAGAGAGACAAAGAGAAAAAAGAGAGAGAAAAAUAAGAGAGAAAGACAAAGAAGCGAGAAAAAGAGAGCAAGAAAGAGGAAACGCGAGAGA